AUGUCAAAAGAGCUGACGCCGGCACUCUUCAAAGACGCCGAGGAUAAGACCCAGGAGGCCAAAGGCAAGUUCUCUGAAAUCGCAGAAUGUUCAUAUUUAUCAAAGAGCCUUGGAAGUAUAGGCCUGAAAGAGCUCAUGGCAUGUGAUUGUACGGAAGACUGGGAUCAUGAAAAGGAGAUGAACAUGGCGUGUGGCGAAAACAGCCACUGUAUCAACAGAGUGACGUCGGUGGAAUGUACGAAUAAGCUGUGUUUUUGCGGCAAGGAUUGUCAGAAUCAACGAUUUCAGAAGAAACAGUACUGUGAAGUGAAGGUGAUCCAGACAGAGAAGAAAGGAUACGGAUUGGUCGCUGAACAGACGAUUUCUGAAGGUCUGUUUGUGUAUGAGUAUAUUGGAGAGGUUGUGGACGAGGAGACGUUCAGAAAGAGAAUGAUCGAUUACGAUACGAGGAAACUACGCCAUUUUUAUUUCAUGAUGCUUACGAAAGAUGCAUUUAUUGAUGCCACAGACAAGGGUUCUUUGGCCAGGUUCUGCAACCACUCUUGUUCUCCAAAUGCGUAUGUGGAUAAGUGGGUUGUGGGCGAUAAGUUGAGAAUGGGUAUUUUCGCUAAGCGUGAAAUCUUGGACGGCGAGGAGAUCACUUUUGAUUAUAACGUUGAUCGUUAUGGUGCUCAGCUGCAGCCUUGUUAUUGUGGUGCUCCCAACUGUCUCGGCUGGAUGGGUGGAAAGACCCAGACCGAUGCUGCUCUAUUACUUCCAGAGGGUAUUUCUGAGGCUUUGGGUGUGACCCGAGCUCAAGAAAAGGCAUGGUUGAAGCGUAACAAGCAAGCUCGUGUUGCCCAACAGGAGCCAGAUGCCACUAUCAACGAGGACUUUGUCAAGAGUCUUGAUGUGGAGGCUUUGAACGAGCACGAUGUCAAUAAAGCCAUGGCUGCUUUGAUGAAAGCUGAGGAUAGUAAUAUUGUUUCCAAGAUUAUUGAUCGUGUUUACUUGACUGAGGAUGCUAAGCUCAAUUCUAUCAUUGUGCGUCUUCACGGUUACAAAACGCUCUCGCAGAUAUUAAAGGAGAACUCAGAGGUUGAUGAGUUGACGAGGAAAGUCCUUCUGAUCUUGAGAAGGUGGCCAUCUAUGACCAGAAACAAGAUUGAGCUGUCUCAAAUAGAAGACGUGGUGAAGAAGAUUGUUUCCAACACCGACAACUCUGAGAUUCGUGAACUAGGUUCCGACCUUCUUGCCGAUUGGAGCAAGUUAGAAAUGGCAUACAGAAUCCCCAAGAACAGAGACGGCUCGGCAAAGACAGAAAAGGUGGCCCGCGGAUCCAUGUCUCCAUUGUAUGGAAGAACCGUCCGUUCGGCCUCUCCAACUUGGGGUUACGAGGAUGUUACUGAACCUACCACCAACGAUUCUCCUCCUAGUGAAGCUCCAGAUGAUGAUGAGCUUCCUCCAGGCUGGCAAAAGGCUGUUGAUCCAAACACCAACACCGUGUACUAUUAUCAUUCCGAGUUGGGUAUUUCCAAAUGGGAAAGACCUACCAUUGCUGUGCCCAAGGGACCAUCUAUUCCUAAAGGACCCAAACAGAAACAGAACAAACAGCAAAAACAGCAGGAGCAACAGUCUAAGCAAAAGCAGAAGAACGGAAAGCCAAACCAGCGAGAGGGCGACUACUCUUCUGUUGAAGAAAGCAAACUUCAAAAGCUCAAGGAAGAGCAGUUCAACGAGAUGCGCCAAAGAGAGAAGCUCCUCCAGGAUCUCAUUGUACAAUCACAACAAGAAGCAGAAGAAAAGAAAAGGCUUGCUGAGCAGGCCAAAAAGGAUAAACUUGACAAACUCAAGCAAAGGCGAAAGCAGAAGGAAUUGGCCUGGGCCAAGUCUAGGACGCCGCCAGUUAAAGAUGAAUCUGUUGAGGUGCUCUGGACCAGAACAUUGGCCAGAUACAUCCCCAACAUGGUCAAGAAGCAUGAGGCCGAAAUCGGGCAUGAGAAUGUGAAAGGGUGUGCCAGAGAUUUGGUAAAGAUCUUGGCCAGCAAAGAGGCUAAGAAAGAGACGGCACCACCCAAAGAGCUCGAUAACGCCAAACUCAAAAAACUCAAAGAGUUCACCGGCAGUUUCAUGGAGAAGUUUUUGAUUAAGUUCAGAAGCAAACGGCCACGGACAGAUAACAACAGCAGUAAUGGCCAGAAAGACAAGACGACAACUACGUGA
Messenger RNA from Candidozyma haemuli, 2202 nucleotides. It is a transcript of the gene SET2, whose product is annotated as histone methyltransferase. The transcript has a single exon. Gene Ontology annotation, molecular function: histone H3K36 methyltransferase activity; protein binding. Gene Ontology annotation, cellular component: nucleus; chromatin; chromosome. The record is from RefSeq and is a predicted model, not a curated record. NCBI's taxonomy places the organism in Eukaryota, Fungi, Ascomycota, Pichiomycetes, Serinales, Metschnikowiaceae. Bases 1 to 2202 code for a protein of 733 amino acids. Gene Ontology annotation, biological process: regulation of DNA-templated transcription.